CAGGCGGCGGCGAGACGGAGCUGUAUCGGGCGCGGAGUGAAGGGCACUUCGCGGAGGGUAAUAAAUCAUCAUUAGUCAAGAUGUCUUCCACACCUGAACCUCCACCGUUUAAAAAGGAACCACCCAAAGAGAAAGACUUUCGAAACCCAGGGCUCAGAGGUGUGCCCACCACGACCUUAUUUCGAGCUGUGAAUCCAGAGCUCUUCAUUAAACCUAACAAACCUGUAAUGGCUUUCGGAUUGGUAACCCUUUCACUUUGUGUGGCCUACAUUGGUUAUCUACAUGCAACACAAGAGAAUAAAAAGGACCUCUAUGAAGCUAUUGAUAGUGAGGGACACAGUUAUAUGAGGAGGAAAACGUCUAAAUGGGAUUAAUGGUGCUGGUUACUGCAAAUGGAGCUUUAUUUAGGGCUGUGAAAUCUUCAGGUGAAAGAUUUGGAGUGCACAGUACCAUGUUUCUUGUUCUAGAGUAUGUUAAUGAGGAGAGAAGAUAGCAGCUGCAACCAGUCCACUGUAAUAAAUUUUGUCCUUUCAUAGCGGCAGCCGUUAUCUCACUCUUUUUCCACAGGAAGAGCUUCUCAGUAUUUUUCUUUUAAUAAAUCCUCUUAUAAAAGUGCCAUGAGAAUGGAAGUCAUUUUUGUUAAUUAUUAAGUUCUGUAUAAUAAAAUUAGCCAGUGCUGUUAAA
Galeopterus variegatus (Sunda flying lemur) is the source of this 684-nucleotide messenger RNA. It is a transcript of the gene SMIM8, whose product is annotated as small integral membrane protein 8. The record is from RefSeq and is a predicted model, not a curated record. The transcript has 3 exons. NCBI's taxonomy places the organism in Eukaryota, Metazoa, Chordata, Mammalia, Dermoptera, Cynocephalidae. The coding region runs from base 81 to 374 and encodes 97 amino acids.